CUGCGGCUGCUGAAUGCGCAGAUCAUGGACCUGUCACGUCAUAUCCAGGACCUCGCGGACGAGCUAUUGAGCGAGAUUCUAUCUUUUGUGCUGGAGCCGAGCUCGAGCACCCGGAACUGUCAUUCAUUCGGAAAUGGGCACGGCCAAGACAGCAUUGAUACAUAUUCCCAUCAUCGCGGAGAAGCAUCUGAUCUCGAUCGCUGGAGACUAGUCUGCAAAAGAUUUAUGCGCAUCGGCACCCCGAGGCAAUUCUCCCGCUUCGUGAUUCGUUUCUCGCUGGAUGGCUUCCGUCGACUAGAGGAGCUACUUAAAAUGCAGCUAGCCUGCUACGUGAGAACGGUGACAUAUCUCGUGCGACCCUUUUAUACCGGUAGCGGAUGGGCACAUAUUCUCCAAACACUGCACACUUACAACACGACACUAGCCGAAAUCCACGCCCGCCGUCUUCAUGAACAGACAAACUUGAUAGAGACAGAUCACGACCUGAUUCAACUCAGCCGCGCAAUUGCCGCCUUUCCAGCCCUUCAAGAAAUAAAACUCCUCCGUCUCCAAGACUCCGCAGACGAACAAAUGAUCGACUUUCUCCACACUUCAAACACAACCACAAGAGCACCCUACUUCAACUGGGAGCUCGCCUGUUCGCGCGCAGUAGAAAACCUCGGCAUCGCCCUUCUCGACUCCCAAUGCACAGCCAUCCGCUUCAUCGGCCCUCAAAUCAGCCCGGAAGCAACCCUUAAACUCCUAAACGCCCCAUCAACCACCUUGGCCGCCAUGGGCAGCCGCCUGACAAGUCUAGACAUAACAUUCCACUCCAGCAAGGACAUCUCAUCCACAAUGGCUGACCUAUCUGAUGUAUUUGGUCGCUUCUUCGCAGAAGCCAAGAACCUCGUAUCCAUCCAUAUCGGCUUCCCACCGAAGUCUCCCCUUGACUUGGACCUUGAAGCUAUCUUUCAUGAGACGCGGUGGAAAACGCUUCGAACACUUAGUCUACAAGGAUGGAGAUUGGCAGAUCAUGAAAUAAUCUCUCUGGCGCGAAGACAUAGACGCAUGUUGAGAGAGAUCAGAUUAGGUGCUAUUUAUCUCAGACGUGGUGGGCGUUGGAGGAAUGUACUGGCUGUCCUGAGAGGAGAAUUGGAGAGAUUGGAGAGGGUUGAGUUGAAAGAGAUUGAUUAUGAGGAGAACUUUGAUCUGCUGGCUUCGGGUAGUGGAGUGGAGGUCUUUGAUGUACCGCUUGAUGCGCAGCCUGAUACACUCUUGUCGUCUUCGUUUUCUUUUGCGGCAGGUACGCCACUGCCAGUGGUGAGAAAUGCGCUAGGAGCGGAGCCCGCGGGUGUUGCUAGAGGGAGGUUGUCGGCGCCAUGGCGGUCCGAGGAUUUGGAGAAGUUGCUCACAUUGACGAUCCAUGACAUGGACGAUGAUGGAGCCCGGGUUCAAAGGGAGCAGGUUGGUCUUUGGGAGGCGUGGGUUCGGUCAGGACUCAGCAGGGUAUCGAAGGGCCAGUCGCAUUUGCAUUUGCGAGAAAUUUAA
Molecule: messenger RNA, 1527 nt
Organism: Penicillium maclennaniae
Lineage: Eukaryota; Fungi; Ascomycota; Eurotiomycetes; Eurotiales; Aspergillaceae
Product: F-box domain protein
Exons: 2
Source: RefSeq, a predicted model, not a curated record